GGAAUACGACUAUUAUUAUUAUCUUCUUUUUGCUGUGUGUUCUUCUCUUUUUCUUUUUCUUAGCCACACAUUUUUUUUUGUAUUGUUUUCCUGCUUUCGGUUCUCUCUCGAUUCAGGCUUGGCGACGUCUCCAUCGUGUUUUGUUUUCUCUCUCUCACCUGCGCAGACUCCAGCGCCGCACGAGCGUUGAUUGCGUACAGGAGGAAGUCGAAAAUACCAAACGUCGACUACAGCAACGGCAGCAAAGAGCCUCUCGUUAGCACUACGAUUGCUUCUUCCCUCGAGCACUCAAGAAUAAUAAUAAUAGUAAAAAAAGAAAAAUGAAUUUGGGCGAAGUCUUCCAAAAUCGCGUUAACGAGGUGGAGGAGACGGGGAUGGAGCUCUACCUCGUGUUCUUCGCGAUGGGAAAAAUGCUGACCGUUAUCCCGGACGAUGACGAGGUGGCGCGUGAGCAGCGCGCGCAACGGAAUGAACGCCGCAAGGGAGGGGAGGAGAUUCUUUUCUCACAGAUUCGCUCGGGCGAUGGCGGCGACGGCGGUGAUGAGGCGGAGGCCGCGGACGCCAACAAGGGGAGUAGUAAGAAUGGCAAUGCGAAUAGCAGCGGCAGCACUAACCACAACAGCGGUGACAAUAGUGGCGACAGCUUCGUGUCACCCACCUCGUUCCGCUCGGACCAGUCCUUUUCAUCGCACUCGGAGGGUGUCGGUGGGAUGUCGCAGGCCGCGUACAUGAAGGCUCGAGUGGAGGCGGAGAGCACGCUGCAGCUGCGCGUCUUCGACUUCGACCCGCGGCAGUGGACGCUGCAGUUUUUGGCCACCGCAGCGAAGUUUAUCUGCGAAGAGUUUGAUCGCUACCUGCAACAAGUCCACCUGCUGCUGCGCUUCAUGGCGGUGCGGCGACGACGCAUUGAGAAGCGGUCUGCCGUGCUACGCGAGCGUCAAGCGCGUGCGGCGAAAACGCCGGCCGACGCCGUGCAAUCGUCGAACCAACCCACGACGACGACGACUACCACCACCGCCCCUUCCACCUCUCUUCUCACUUCUCUCGGCGCGACGUUAGCAGACAUGUGCAAGGCCGUGGCUGGCCCCCGUGCGCGCGAUGCGGCGGACGACAUUGCCCCCGCUGAAAGCGACACGGACCUCUCGGCUGAGGAGGAGCAGCGCGUGGCGGUGAGCCUGCCCGACAGCCUCCUUCGCCAAAAGGCGGACACCCUCUCCUCUUUCUUUAGCAUUUACGUCGCUGUCGUCAUGCGGGAGGAGACGCCGAUGCGUGUUAUUAAGAGCGUCGGUGAGCGAAUGCAUGCCAUCAGCGUUGUCCUGCACAACUACCCCCGUGAACCGCUGGACAUCGUGGAGCAGCUCCAUCGCGACAGGGAAGACCAGGCCGCGUCGUUUCUCGCGCAGUGGAUGACGAAAGGGGAAGGGCGACUGGCACCGCUGCUGAUGGCGAGCCCCCCUGCUUCAGCGAGCGACGCCGCACAACGGUCCUCGUCGUCUUCUCGGUCGUCUGCCGUGGGCAGUACGAUUGGGCCGGAGAGUGUCAUGGACAGCGAGGGCAAUUACUCUCCUCAGAAUACGGCAGGCGCGUUGGAGGAAGCGUCGAGGCCGGUGGCAGCGGCAGAGGAUGCGGCGCGGACACACAGCGGGGACUGUGGCACCUCAGGAGGCGCGGACGCGGCCGACGCGGAGGGAGUAAGAGUGGGGUGGGAGUCGCUGUCUGCGGACGCCAUCGCCCCUGCGUGUCCGCCGGUGGACGCGGCGACCGCGCGCGAGCUGAUUGCGGAGUUUCGCGCAAGCCGCUCGCCGUGCACGAGCCGGCUGGCGCAGUUGGUGGUGGACACCGUUCCCGGGAUGGAUGAGACGGCGCUGCUGCCGUGCAUCGCGCAGCCGGAGCGGCACGGCUUCAACGACGGCUGCAUCCGUCUGACUCCUUUCAUGACUACCGCCGAGGAGGCGCUGCUAACACAGUGGAUGCAGGUGCGGCUGACGGAGCUGAUGGAGGACGCCGAGGAAUCGGUGCUCGUGCGGGCGUGGGCGUCACCGACGUACGACGCGAGGGGCGGAGAGCUGACGGUGCUGCUGAACCCGACCAACGCGUUUCGGAUGCAGCUGAGCAACCCGGCUGACUUUUUGGUGAGUGGUCUAAAGUGCGAUAUGUGCUGUCAGGGAUCUCGCUCCGUGAGCUACCAGGCGGUGCUGGAGAGCGGGGUGCGGAGCGAGGUAGUACUGGGGUACGAGGGCUGCGUGGGCUACGACAUGUGUGUGGCCUGUAGCUACAAUUACUACAGGUGCUGCGAGAUACGGUUGCUGCGUGCGGUGCACCCUGACGCCGCGGUCCGGCAGCCGUUCGCCUACGGGCUGUACUCGAAGACCGUCGUGCAGUCGCUGCGCGUCGAGGGGAGCCACGACGACGACGCGGCGGUGGUGAAAGUGGUGGCCGUGAUGGGUGUGUCGCCCUUUGGUGUUCUCCCCAUUGGGUGGCUGCUGCCCCGUUCCCAACUCACGGCACUGAGCGCGGCGUGUGCGCUGACGGAGGACUACGUGGAGCUGACGGCCGCCGAGCACGCCGCGCUGCCAGUGCCGGGCGCACACUGGCAGGAGCACUGCCGCAUCACCAACGUCAGCAAGCGGGUGCUGGAGGGGGUGGGGGAGGGAGACGAGGCCGCUGCUGCUGCUGCUGCUGCUUCGGUGGUGGCUGCGGGUGGGAAAGACGGCGAUAACGCCUCUGCCGACGUCGCCGAGGCGGACGUGUGCCCGAUAUGCCUGCAGCUGCUGCACAGCCCGCUGCCGGUGCUGCGGACCCUGUGCGGGCACUGGUUUCACGUGGAGUGCAUCGGCUCGCACUACCACUACAAGCCCGCGGUGGUGGACGGGGAGGUGAACGAGGCGAAUGGCUGCCCGGUGUGCCGGUGCGCGCAUUACAUGCCCUCGCUGACCGACGUCGCCACGACGCUGCACACGAACGUGUACCGGUUGGAGAUGCGCGUGCCGGUGUCGGAGGCACCGUUUGCCAUCGCGGUAGGAACCAUCCUGACGGACGACGGCGUCUACCACAACGCAACGAACGUGGCGGCGUGCACCGCCUUCUUCGAUCUUGUGCCGGGCUACGAGUACACGGCAGAGGCAGCCGCCUCGCCGGUGACGCCGUCGUAA
Messenger RNA from Leptomonas pyrrhocoris, 3152 nucleotides. RefSeq lists its product as hypothetical. The transcript has a single exon. The record is from RefSeq and is a predicted model, not a curated record. The coding region runs from base 321 to 3152 and encodes 943 amino acids. Lineage: Eukaryota; Euglenozoa; Kinetoplastea; Trypanosomatida; Trypanosomatidae.